This is a messenger RNA of Cetraspora pellucida, 248 nucleotides long. The record is from the annotation of a GenBank genome assembly. NCBI's taxonomy places the organism in Eukaryota, Fungi, Glomeromycota, Glomeromycetes, Diversisporales, Gigasporaceae.
GUUUGCUUGCUAUGGAAAAUAAUAUAACUUUGGAUUUAACACAUACCAAUUCAGAUGUUGAUACUUUUAAUGAAGAACAAAAAAAACUUAACCAAAAGCAACAAAGUAACAAUAGAUCUGAUAAUGAUAUAUAUGAAAAGAUUAAAUGUAAAAUUCAAAAUAGUGCUACCUUUUCUAGUUGGAAGUCUUUAGAGAAUGCAUUAAGAAAAUAUAAACUAGAAGUUGGAUUUAAAUUAAUAAAGUAUUGA